Coffea eugenioides is the source of this 1358-nucleotide messenger RNA. RefSeq names its product pheophytinase, chloroplastic. Lineage: Eukaryota; Viridiplantae; Streptophyta; Magnoliopsida; Gentianales; Rubiaceae. The record is from RefSeq and is a predicted model, not a curated record. Bases 60 to 1226 code for a protein of 388 amino acids. The transcript has 7 exons.
UUUCCAACGUCCAACAAUUUCUCACACACUCACACACAUAACGCGCAUUCACACACACAAUGGCCGGCACAAGUUCUUCCGCAUUUAUCACGUCCAAGCUAGAAUUUCCAGUUCCCUAUUUUCACGGACUUACAAAGAGACUUCCACCUUUGACCCCUUUUAAUAACAGAAGCCAUGACUGCUUUUGCAAUCAUAAUAAGUUCUUGAUUUCUCCCAUAACUUCAGAAUUUAGAAUUUCAAAAUCUAGUGGGCUGGUUUUAUGUUCACUUGUGGAUGUGGACUCGUCAAUAGAUGACGCAGCUAAAGCGAUUACUCCUCAAGUUGAAGUUAAGACCAGUAUAUGGAACUGGAGAGGUUAUUCUAUUCGCUACCAAUAUGCUGGAAGCAGUGGACCGGCACUUGUUUUAGUUCAUGGUUUUGGAGCAAACAGUGACCAUUGGAGGAAAAAUUUGCCAGUUCUUGCACAGUCACACAGGGUAUUUUCUGUUGAUCUCAUUGGUUAUGGUUAUUCAGACAAACCAAACCCAUGUGAACUUCAGGAGCAUAAUUUUUAUACAUUCGAGACUUGGGGGAGCCAGCUAAAUGACUUCUGUAUUGAUGUUGUCAAGGAUGAAGCGUUCUUCAUCUGCAAUUCAAUUGGAGGAGUUGUUGGACUUCAGGCUGCAGUUACUCAGCCACAACUCUGCAGAGGGAUUGUUCUUUUAAACAUAUCACUCAGGAUGCUUCACAUAAAGAAGCAGCCUUGGUAUGGAAAGCCUCUAAUCAAGUCAUUUCAGAAUUUGCUGAGAAACACUGCUCUUGGAAAGUUCUUUUUCAAAUCUGUUGCCACAUCUGAGGCAGUGAAAAGUAUACUUUGCCAGUGUUAUCAUGAUACAUCACAGGUAACAGAUGAAUUAGUAGACAUCAUCCUUCGCCCAGGGCUUGAACCAGGUGCUGCUGAUGUGUUUCUCGAGUUCAUUUGUUAUUCUGGAGGGCCACUUCCUGAGGAACUACUCCCCCAAGUGAAGUGUCCUGUAUUGGUAGCAUGGGGUGACAAAGAUCCAUGGGAACCACUUGAGCUUGGACGAGCCUAUGAAAAAUUUGACUCUGUGGAAGAUUUUGUUGUUCUGCCUGAUGUUGGCCACUGUCCUCAAGAUGAGGCUCCCCACCUUGUCAACCCCCUCAUUGAGUCGUUUGUUGCUCGUCAUUCAGUGCCUAAAGGUAACAUUUCCCAUGAGGCUUCCUGAUGUGCUGCAAGGUCUAUUCUCAAAACCCUGGUGCCACUAAAGGUUCUGCUGAUGCUCCAAGCCAUUUUCCAUUCAAUAUAUUAUGCCAUGAACAUUCUUUGAAUUAUGAUUCAUGUGAGAUUCUUUCAACAA